Messenger RNA from Fusarium musae, 366 nucleotides. RefSeq lists its product as uncharacterized. Lineage: Eukaryota; Fungi; Ascomycota; Sordariomycetes; Hypocreales; Nectriaceae. The transcript has a single exon. The coding region runs from base 1 to 366 and encodes 121 amino acids. The record is from RefSeq and is a predicted model, not a curated record.
AUGUGUCAGGCAGUCCCAGAGAACGGCAACACGAACACGCCCCAGAAUCAGAGCCAGAGCCAGAGCCAGAGCCAGAGCCAGAGCUGCUGCACGCCAUCUUCGGCCACGGGAUCGACGCAGGGUCCUAAUCCUGCCAAUCUGCCUCAAUACCACGUCGAGACGUUCCCCAUCCCCGCUCCCCUCUCCGAAUAUGACUUGGAUCAUCGUCGGACUAUCACCAUUGAGUCCCAGCAGCGACUGUGGCCCCAGGACAUCUGGGUUCACAGUCCGCAUGGUCGACAGCUGUACCAGCCUGUGCUGAUGUUUGAGACGAGAGUCCCGGAGGAAAAGCCCGAGACCAACGGAAGUGCUUCCAAGAGCGGUUAA